Colletotrichum chrysophilum is the source of this 795-nucleotide messenger RNA. RefSeq lists its product as uncharacterized. The coding region runs from base 1 to 795 and encodes 264 amino acids. The record is from RefSeq and is a predicted model, not a curated record. NCBI's taxonomy places the organism in Eukaryota, Fungi, Ascomycota, Sordariomycetes, Glomerellales, Glomerellaceae. The transcript has 2 exons.
AUGACCGUGAAUAGUGCCAUUGCGGGGCUCCCCGCCUACAAGGCCCUCGACGCCUACCUCACCACCGGCGGCGACAAGAACUCCCUCGACGACACCAUCCAUGAAUACAACGACCUCGCCAAGGCCGCCGAGUCAUCCCUCGAAGACUUCCUCUGGGACACGUACAACGCCAUCUUCGCGACCGCCAAGCAGACGCCCCCGGAAAAGCAGGCGCCCCUCGUCGACUUCGUCCAGCGCCUGCGCGAGACCACCGUCACCGGCGCCGACGGCCAGGCCCUGCACCUGAGUGAAGGCGUCGUGUGGAAGGAUCUGCCCACCUUUGGAUGGGUUGCUCGCGAUCUCUGGAACUUUGACGUCACCGACGCAUCCGCUUCAAAGGAGGACAAGAAAUCCUGGGACAACCUCGCCGCCUUCCUCGCGCAACUCACCUCCCGCGCCUCCGUCUCCGAGGGCACCGCCGACCCGCUGGACUACUCCACCUACGGCCUGUGGGCCCUGCGCACCGCCUUUGAGGAGGAGCACCCCGCCGGCGCGGACAAGAGCGCCGCGCUGAGGCAGGCGUCGAUCUGGAUCAAGUACUCCGGCGAGACGCUGCAGAAGCUCGCCGCCCGCGACGCCCAGCUCGAGGCCAAGACGGGCAAGGCGGGCGGCAAGUUUGGCGGGAAGGAGUGGAGGGGGUUCAACCAGGAGAGGUGGGGCGUGUGGACGGAGGCGUUUACGGCGGCGCAGGGUGAGGUUGCUGAUGAGGAGGUGAAGGGGUUGGCUGAGGAGGCUGUUGGGAUUAUGAGGAAGUGA